Molecule: messenger RNA, 1716 nt
Organism: Ictalurus furcatus (blue catfish)
Lineage: Eukaryota; Metazoa; Chordata; Actinopteri; Siluriformes; Ictaluridae
Gene: hacd3
Product: 3-hydroxyacyl-CoA dehydratase 3
Exons: 11
Coding region: 120-1199 (359 amino acids)
Biological process (GO): fatty acid elongation; very long-chain fatty acid biosynthetic process; sphingolipid biosynthetic process
Cellular component (GO): endoplasmic reticulum membrane
Molecular function (GO): 3-hydroxyacyl-CoA dehydratase activity
Source: RefSeq, a predicted model, not a curated record
AUGCGCUUGCUAUGUAUCUUGCGCCAGCCUGAUCCUGAUGUGUCAGGGGUCUGCAUUUAUUCAGCCCAGGUUUCAAGAGCUGAAGUGAAUAUUAUACUCAGUCUCAUAAACAUCUCACGAUGCAGACUCUCACACCGCAAGUGUUUUGGGCACAAAGGCACGGCGAAAUUUACCUGCGGGUGGAGAUAAGCGACGCAAAGAACCUUGACAUAAGCAUACAAGAGAACACCCUUCGGUUUAGAGGUCAGGGUCAUGGAGCAAAAGGAGAAAAUGAAUAUGAAUUCAGCUUGGAGUUCUUGAAUCCAGUGAAACCCGAGAUAAAACACAAAUCCACCCAGCGGCAGGUGAAUAUCACAGUGAGAAAGCAGAAGCACUGCUGGUGGGAUCGACUCACCAUGCAGGAGAAGAAGCCUGUGUUUCUGGCCCCUGACUUCGACCGCUGGCUGGAUGAGUCAGAUGCUGAGAUGGAGUUGAGGCAAAAGGAGGAAAAAAUAAAUAAAAUAAGCAUUGAAUCAAGGAUUCCAAAGGACCCUUACCUAGGCUUGAAGAAGGGAUAUCUCUUCAUGUACAACUUGGUCCAGUUUCUUGGAUUCUCCUGGAUCUUUGUGAACAUGACUGUUCGUCUUUUCAUACUUGGGGAAGAUUCUUUCUAUGAUACCUUUCACACCAUUGCUGAUGUGAUGUACUUCUGUCAGAUGCUAGCCAUUGCUGAGGUUAUUAACCCUGCGCUGGGUUUAGUCAAGACUGCUUUGAUGCCUUCCUUUAUACAGGUGAUGGGGAGGAACUUUAUCCUUUUUGUCAUCUUCGGAAGCCUAGAGGACAUGCAGAACAAACCUGUUGUUUUCUUUGUCUUCUAUCUCUGGAGUGCCACCGAGAUAUUUAGGUACCCCUUUUACAUGUUGGCCUGCAUUGACACGGAAUGGAAAACACUUACUUGGCUACGGUAUACAAUUUGGAUUCCCCUGUACCCACUGGGUGUACUUGCUGAAGCUGUGGCAGUCAUCCAGUCUAUGUCCAUCUUCAAUGACACAAAAUUCUUAAGCAUCCCUUUGCCUGAAGCGCUCGGGUCCUCCCUCAGCUUCUCCUACGUCCUGCAUCUCUACUUGCUGCUCCUGUUCCUGGGACUCUUCAGCAACUUCCGUCAUCUCUACAAGCAGAGGAGGAGACGUUUCCGAAUGAAAAAGAGGAAAGCAAACUGAGAUACCCUUGGAAGAACUGAAGUGUCCUGCCGCCACCCAGGACUCCCUCAGCCUACCCUUUUCCGCUCUCUAUCUAGAGACGUCAUUACAGAAGCAGAAGUAUCCAUCCCUCCACGGAAUCAAACCAAAUUUGAUUGUACAGUAUAGUUCUCAAACCCAAUAGGACUUUGACCCAACUACAGAACAAAUUGUUUAAGUUGAUAGAGCUGAAAUUAUUUAUAAAUCUAACUGUUAUUUCCAUUAUGAGUUAUGUUUAGUGGGGUGGGCAUUUGGAGUUGACAGAGUAAUAACCCUCUCCCCAUCAGUCAUUCCCUGGAACGUGUUUGUGUGUUUCUCUCUGCAGAAGAGCAGACAAACUGGUAUAAAAACCAACAACCUCAGGGACCAUGACAGUUUUAAACAAAGCAGCAGAAGCCCACCAGAGUAAUCUGCUGUUAUAUAAAGAAAUCAGACAUGUAGUGUAUGCUACUGAAUACCAGGCAACUGAUGAUUGUUUAAAAUAAAGCUUUCAAAUGAA